AAAGCGGCAGACGCGCUCGCCGGGUAUGAUUGAGCUUGCAAGAGAGCAAGCGUGUGUGUAUGUGUGUGUGUUUCAGGUUUUGUGUGAGUUGCGUAAUGCUGGAGCAGGGUCAACAUUGGCAAAGGUCCCACUGAAUUGAGGACACUUUGGUGUUGUAUGUCAUGAAUUGGACAAUUUUUUUUUCCCUUACGUUUUUAUGAUCUUGACACACUAUCUUGACUUGAGCGUGUGUGUGUGCGUGGUGUGGGUUGAAAGGGUUGAGAGAAGCAGGUAGAGGUGUGGCUAGUAGCCACUUGACUUUGAUUUUGACAAGUGUGUCAGCUGAGUGAGCAGUUAAGACAAAGAAGACAUUCAGAAGCCAGCCUAAAUAGUUGCACAAAUUUUAAAACAUCGACUGAAGCAACGAGAGGAGCUCAGUGGUGUCAAAAUGGCUCGCAUCAGACGCUACUCGGAGUCCAUGACGCUGCCCGACUCUUUCAUCCAGCGCCAGCAGCUGGACGCCAGCAUGGCGGACACCUUCCUGGAGCAUCUGUGUCUUCUGGACAUUGACCAAGAGCCCAUCACGGCGCGCAACACCAGCAUCAUCUGCACUAUCGGCCCCGCCUCCAGAUCCAUUCCCAAACUGCAGGAGAUGGUGAAAGCUGGGAUGAACAUUGCACGUUUGAAUUUCUCUCAUGGUUCCCACGAGUACCACAGUGAAACCAUCAAGAACAUCCGCGAGGCGGUGGACACGAUCACGUCGGACCCCUUGUACUAUCGGCCCGUGGCCAUCGCCUUGGAUACCAAAGGACCAGAAAUACGUACUGGAUUGGUGAACGGGAAAGUGGAGGAGGAGGUGAAGCUGGAAAAGGGCAGCCAUGUCCAUGUGGUGACAGCACAGGCUGACAAAGACUCCACAGACGGCAAGACCAUCUGGGUGGACUAUCCCCGCCUACCGCAGGUCCUAAAGAGGGGCGGCAAGAUCUACAUCGAUGACGGCCUCAUUGGGCUGAAAGUUCUGGAAACGGGUCCGGACUGGGUAGACACGGUGGUUGAAGCCGACGGCGUGCUGGGCAGCCGCAAAGGCGUCAACCUGCCCGGCUGCGACCUGAUCGACAUGCCGGCGGUCAGCGAGCGAGACGAGGCCGACUUGAGGUUCGGCGUGGCGCAGGGUGUGGACAUGGUCUUCGCCAGUUUUAUCCGCUCGGCGCAGGACGUCCGCGACGUCAGGCGAGCCCUGGGCCCGCACGGCAGAGACAUCAAGGUGAUCAGCAAGGUGGAGAGUCGCCAAGGGGUCCAGAACAUCGAGGAGAUCUUAUCGGAAAGCGACGGCGUGAUGGUUGCCAGGGGCGACCUGGGCAUAGAGAUCCCCGCCGAGAAAGUCUUCAUCGCCCAGAAGAUGAUGAUCGGUCGCUGCAACUCAAAUGGCAAGCCUGUCAUCUGUGCCACGCAGAUGCUGGAGAGCAUGGUGGCCCACCCGCGGCCCACGCGAGCCGAGGGCAGUGAUGUGGCCAACGCUGUGCUGGAUGGAGCAGACUGUGUUAUGUUGUCCGGUGAGACUGCCAAGGGCCUGUUUCCCGUGGAGGCGGUCGCCAUGAUGCAUUCGAUCUGCAGGGAGGCAGAGGCGGCCAUUUUCCACCAACAGCUAUUUGAGGAGUUGCGCCGCCUGACUCCUCUGUCCUCGGACCCCACGGAGGUGACGGCUAUCGGGGCCGUUGAGUCAUCCUUUAAGUGUUGUGCUGGCGCCAUUAUUGUCCUCACCACCAGUGGCAGGUCGGCGCAGCUCCUCUCUAGGUAUCGGCCUCGAUGUCCAAUCAUUGCAGUCACCAGGAGCCCGCAGGUGGCGCGUCAGUCGCAGUUGCUCCGAGGUGUCUUCCCCGUCCUCUUUCACCCUCUGCCCGCGCCCGUCUGGGCUGACGAUGUCGACAACCGGGUCAACUUUGGAAUGGACAUAGGCAAGGCCAGAGGCUUCUUCAAAGAGGGCGACAUGGUGAUCAUUGUGACUGGCUGGAUCCCCGGGUCGGGUCACACCAACAUCAUGAGGGCCAUUAACGUGACAUAAGCGUCAGCCGGCGGUUCGCUAUGUCAAGCUCCCUAACUCCUUCCUUCUGUUUUCAAAGCAAUGACUCUCAAAUAAAACUAUAACCAA
Messenger RNA from Syngnathus typhle (broad-nosed pipefish), 2128 nucleotides. RefSeq names its product pyruvate kinase L/R (gene pklr). Gene Ontology annotation, molecular function: pyruvate kinase activity; potassium ion binding; magnesium ion binding. The coding region runs from base 428 to 2041 and encodes 537 amino acids. Gene Ontology annotation, cellular component: cytoplasm. The transcript is spliced from 12 exons. The record is from RefSeq and is a predicted model, not a curated record. NCBI's taxonomy places the organism in Eukaryota, Metazoa, Chordata, Actinopteri, Syngnathiformes, Syngnathidae. Gene Ontology annotation, biological process: glycolytic process.